AUGAUGGGAAGAAAUAAAACUGUCAUCUCAGAGUUCCUCCUCCUGGGCCUGCCGAUUGCACCAGAGCAUCAAAACCUGUUCUAUGCUCUGUUCCUGGCCAUGUAUCUUACCACCGUCCUGGGGAACCUCCUCAUAACUUUCUUGAUUCAAUUGGACUCUUACCUCCACACACCGAUGUAUUUCUUUCUCAGCAGUUUGUCAUUCUCUGACCUCUGCUUCUCUUCUGUGACUAUCCCCAAGUUGUUGCAGACCAUGCAGAGCCAAGACCCAUCCAUCCCCUAUGCCGGCUGCCUGACCCAAAUGUAUUUCUUCCUCUUCUUUGGAGACCUGGAGAGCUUCCUCCUUGUGGCCAUGGCCUAUGACCGCUACGUGGCCAUCUGCUUCCCCCUGCACUACACCACCAUCAUGAGCCCCAAGCUCUGUCUCUCCUUGGUGGUGCUGUGCUGGCUGCUGACCACGUUGCACGCCAUGCUGCACACCCUGCUCACGGCCAGACUGUGUUUUUGUGGGGACAACGUGAUCCCCCACUUUUUCUGUGAUAUGUCUGCUCUGCUGAAGCUGUCCUGCUCUGACACGCGUGUUAAUGAGUUGGUGAUAUUUAUCACGGGGGGACUCAUUCUUGUCAUUCCGUUCCUACUCAUCGUCAUGUCCUAUGCACGGAUUGCCUCCUCCAUCCUCAGGGUCCCUUCUACUAGGGGUAUCCGCAAGGCUUUCUCUACCUGUGGCUCCCACCUCUCUGUGGUGUCACUGUUGUAUGGGACAGUAAUUGCUCUCUAUUUGUGCCCAUCAGCUAAAAAUUCUACUGUGAAGGAGACGGUCAUGGCUAUGAUGUACACUGUGGUGACCCCCAUGCUGAACCCCUUCAUCUACAGCCUGAGGAACAGAGACAUGAAGGGAGCCCUGGGAAGAGUCUUUUGGAAAAAGAAAACUCCCUUCUCUCUGUGUUGCUAA
Molecule: messenger RNA, 951 nt
Organism: Phacochoerus africanus (Common warthog)
Lineage: Eukaryota; Metazoa; Chordata; Mammalia; Artiodactyla; Suidae
Product: olfactory receptor 1E5-like
Exons: 1
Coding region: 1-951 (316 amino acids)
Biological process (GO): G protein-coupled receptor signaling pathway
Cellular component (GO): membrane
Molecular function (GO): olfactory receptor activity; G protein-coupled receptor activity
Source: RefSeq, a predicted model, not a curated record